This is a messenger RNA of Entrophospora candida, 2007 nucleotides long. The record is from the annotation of a GenBank genome assembly. Lineage: Eukaryota; Fungi; Glomeromycota; Glomeromycetes; Entrophosporales; Entrophosporaceae.
AUGAAUAAUAUUUUAGAUAAUGAUACUUUUGGAGAGUCAGAAGAAGAUGCAGUUCUUUUACGUAGUAUAGCAACUAAGACCCAACAGUCAAUCACCGAUGACGAUAAAGAUGAUCUUGAUAUGGAAGUCCUUACAAGAUCUCAUAAGAAAGUAUACGAAGAUAAUGAUAGCCAUGACUCUGAAUCUAUUGGUGCAGCAGCAGCAUUUGAGGCUCUCAAGAAAUAUCACAAAGGUGAUAAAACCAAGAAAGAUAAGAAAGACCUUCAUAGUCAAUUUGUUGCAUCGGCGAUGUCUGAAAGUUUAAAAAUAUGGAAGAAGAAAAAAGCAAAGGGUGAAGAUGUUGGGAAAAAAGAUGAAGUUGUGGAACAUGCAGCCAAGAUGGCAAUUAAAAUGGUACAUAAAAGUGAAAAAAGUGAAUCUGUUUCUGAAGAACAUACUGAAGAAUCUCAUAGUAAAUUAUCCAAUAAUAACGCUGAACAAAAAAAUUCUCAAUCAUCUAAUGAUGAAACAAAUUCUGUUAGCUCUAUUCAACAGGAUGUAAAAGAAAUUAAUCAGGAUGAAUUGGAUGAAAAUACUAAAAGAAAGAAAAGUCUAGUAGCUUUGGCAACGGCUAAUCAUCAUGUAGGUGUACAUUUAAAAUGUAUAAGACCUACUGAAGACAUCUUUAAUCCAGAAGAUCCCAAAAUUAGAGAAGAUAUAAUUCGUAUGAUAAUUCAAUAUCUUUCGGAUGAAGGUUAUUCUGCGUCAAAAAUGACAAUAUACGAUGAGGCAAAUGUGAAAAGGCACGAAAGAGAGGAACAUGCUGCAGAUUUUAAACGCAUAAAGAAAGCAAUACUUGAUGGCGAUUGGGCUGAAGUAGAAAAGCUGUGUGCAAAACCUUUAGUGAAAAAUCAUAAAGGUAUUCUAUAUGCUGUGUAUAAACAACAAUAUUUAGAGUAUAUAGAACACCAGGAAACUCAAAAGGCAUUUACAUUUCUUAACAAAAGAUUAAAGCCUCUUGAAUAUCUUCAAACAAGACCAAAUGAAUUUAAAGAUUUAUGUUAUUUACUCACAGCAAAGGCUGUUUAUGACGCACCUUCUUUCAAAAAUUGGGAAGGAAUUGGACCUGAAAGUUUAUUACAAGAUUACAGUAGUUUCGUUAUACCAAAUGCCAUACGUGCAACUUUGAGUGGACAUCUUGGCAAUGUUAAAUGUGUGGAAUUUAUUGGCGAAGAAGGUCGAGAGAUUGUUAGUGGAUCGAGUGAUAACACAUUAAGGAUAUGGGAUACAGAAAGUUCCAAAUUUAUUAGAAGUUUAGAAGGUCAUGAAUCGCGUAUUUGGGAUGUUUCAUCCAAUAAAAAUGGAUCUAUUGUUUCAAGUGCCAGUGGAGAUGGCACUGUUAGAUUGUGGGAUAUGAAAACGAAUAAUUAUACGUGUACAUCAACGUUAGCUGAAAAUUCUGGAGAUGUUUAUACUGUUAAAUUUCAUCCCGGAGAAAAUCAUAUUGUAACAGGAGGAUAUGAUAAAAUCAUAAGAUUUUUUGAUGUUAAUACAGGACAAUUAAUAAAAAUGUUUACAGGACAUCAAUUGUCUGUAUCCAAAACAGUAUUUAAUCCUUUAGGUAAUUUGAUUAUUAGCGGGUCAAAGGAUAAUACAAUAAAAUUUUGGGAUAUUGUAUCAGGAUUGUGUAUAAGGACAAUUUCUUCGCAUUUAGGGGAGGUGACUUCAGUUGAAAUGAAUGCCAAUGGAACUUUACUACUAAGCAGUUCAAAAGACAACUCCAAUAGAUUAUGGGAUACUCGACCUAUCAAAAGAUUAAAAGGUCAUCAAAACACUUCAAAAAAUUUCAUUAGAUCAGGCUUUGUUAAUAAUUCAUUGAUUGUUGGGGGAUCAGAGAAGUUAAAAGGUCAUACAGGCAUGGUUUAUAAUGCUAUUUGGAAUCCUAAGCAAAGUUUAUUCGUUAGUUGUAGUGAUGAUAGAACUUUAAAAACAUGGUGGUAUGAUGAGAAUUUACCUUUAGAUUUAUAA